This is a messenger RNA of Aspergillus calidoustus, 1785 nucleotides long. NCBI's taxonomy places the organism in Eukaryota, Fungi, Ascomycota, Eurotiomycetes, Eurotiales, Aspergillaceae. The record is from the annotation of a GenBank genome assembly.
AUGUCUCCCUCAACCAAUGACCACGCCGGCGACGAUUCGAGCCAUGGCAAACGCCCCGAGUCGCCCAUGCUGGUGCCGGUGCAAGCUCCAGUCCAAGUGGCCGAGGCACCGGCCGCAUGGGGCGUCGGCUGGAGGUGUCCCACUCUGAUGGUUGGGCUGCUCAUUUCCGGUGCGAUGUUGUCUGUGGGCCAUCAUUUCUACUACAAGAGCUUCGAUGGCUCUCGCGUCGCGUCUCGUGAGCAACAAACUUGGGCGAUCAGAAUUGGAACUGGCUUUGCCUUUCUGAUAAAAUCAUGCCUGGUGUCCGCCGUCGGGCUCGCCGCGGUGCAAGAGACCUGGUCCACCCUGCGCCGUAAGAGUGUCCGGCUCAGCUCGAUUGAUAGCAUGUUUGCCGUCCGGGGCAGCCCUUUGGCUUUUCUCACCCUAGAUUUGUGGUUGUAUGCAAAGACGCUGACCGUGCUGGCGGUUGUCUGCUGGCUGAUUCCCUUGACAGCGAUUGUUACGCCUGCAACACUGAACGUCGUUACGUAUCCAGCUUGGGACGAGGCUGAGCUGCUCGUUCCAAACGUCAACUUUGACCUGUCGUAUUGGCAAAAUGAAGUAACUCACAGUGAAUUCGCCAUCAGUUCCCCCUCUGUCGACAUGGCCCGCGUCUUCACAGCCAUGGCCUCAACUGCCCAGGUGCUUCCGGUCACUGCCCCGUUCUCCAACUCGUCUUACGAACUCUCGUUCUGGGGUCCUUCGUACAAAUGCCAGCGAUUGAGCGAAGCUCUUGUGGAGACAGAUGGUGUGACCCAGGAACUGUGGGAUAGUGAAAUUCCGGAGCCGAUGUUUCAGUCAUCAAGAAUCUACAUGGGGACCGUGCCUAGUGAUCUCAACAACACUGUCUUCAUAUCAGCUGAAGGGAGCAAUCCGCUGUGGAACGACAACGCCACACAGCCCACCGAGCUUGUCUGCCAGCUUUGGAAUACCUCCUACGUGAUCGACAUGCAUUUUACCAACGGCAUCCAGACGCUGACCCCAAUCUCAGUCGACCAUGUCGCCUAUGCCAAUUGGAGCGGUCGGGAUGCUUCUCUCACCGUACAGCCUUCACACGUGGUAUCAGAUCCAACCGUGAAUGCGGGCUUUUACGUAACGCACUUGAUGUUCUCUGGUCUUCUCCAAGGUCAACUGGUUAUGACCAAGAGAGGUGGACUGACUGAGAAUAGGACUGCUUCAACUUCGGCGCCAUUCACCGAUACAUCUCUUGCGCAGACCGGCCUCUUUGCCUGUGCAGACAUAUGGAAUACCAGCAGCUAUGGUUACCCGUAUGGCGAUGACGCCAAUACUUUGUGCCGAAAUGGUACCCUGGCUCAGGCAAUCGAGGACCUCAGCCACAAUUUCACCUACAGCCUGCUCAGCCUAAACGGCGGAAACACCACGGUCGCAGUGAUGGACCGGACCCUGCGCAACUACUACUUCUACGGCGCUACGGGGCUGCUCACGGCCUACAUGAGUGCGGUGGCUGUCUCGAUUGUGUGCGUCAUCGUCGGCUUGGUCGCCCUGCGACGAAACGGCGUCGCCCAAGGGACCUCGUUUUCAAGCGUCUUGAUGACGACGCGGAAUCCGGAGCUGGACCGCUUGGCCGUUGGACAAUGCUUGGGAACCGAGCCUCUGAAGGACGAGAUUGGUAAGGUUCGGCUGCAGUUUGGGGAGAUUGAGAGCGCGGACCUGCGACGUAGACAUGCGGCGUUUGGGACCAAGGAGUCGGUGACGGCCCUCUCUAAGGGCGAAGGUUAUUACUAG